GUGUCCUUCAAGCACACGCCGGUUUGGCCUAACGAGACGAAUCCGUUAAAGGAGGAAUUUCGAGGCUAUAACCGCCGAACACUCGAAUCGAAACGGGACACAAAGGACAACGAAAUAACAAAUGGAGCAUAGAGACGCGGCGUCCGUCCACCAGGAGCGCCAGUAGCGUUGAGGAAGACGGUCCUGGGCCCUGAGCGGGCCCUCUCGACGGUGACGUCGGCGCCGGGGCCCGUGCUCGCGAGGGUGGUGGGCGGCGUUGUAGCGCCGCGAUGGCCGCGACCGACGGUCAGAUCGUGGUUGCGGCGGCACGGUGGGCCGAGGAGGCCACGUACCUCCGCGAAUUCGUGUCCAAGUAUCGUCUCCCGGCGGUGAUCAAGAUCACGAAGGGCCAGUACGGUGGCCUGGGUGUGCCGACCUUGCCGGCGCCCAGCUUGCAGAGCACAGCGUUGCUGGUGUCCGCCGGACGCCGGCGAAAGAUCGUCGCGCAGGCGGUGAAGAUCAAGGAAGGCCGGCGCGUGGUCGGCGUCGGGCCCAGAUUAGCGAUCCCGGAUUCGUACGCGGGCUACUUCGAGAUCCUGAGCGAGGAGGGUCGCGCGGUGCGCGGUAUAGAGUCCGUGACCGAGCUGUGCCGAAGAUGCCCGGAGGAAGGCGCGCUGGUGCGCGAGACGGUGCGCGGGAUAGCCUGCAGAGUGGACGACGAUACAGGGAUAGUGGUACCGGAGGGGACUAGGACUCUAGCAGCGGGGGAGACGAUCGUAACAGCGGGCGAGGUGAGUCUGCCGGGCCGCGGCAGAUUCCUGCGCUGCGUGGACUGUCGCGGCGACAGCGUGCUGCUCGGCAUGGAUCAGCGAGGUCGUUUCAGCGCGCUGGCCCGCGAGGACAACAUCAGCGGCGUGCACACCGCCCGUGCAUUGCUCAGCAAGCGUCUGCCGUUGACGGUGCGGCUGGUGCACGGCCAGCCGCCCAGGGGAUUGAAGUCCUCCUCGCAGUUCGUGCCGGAGCUGAGGCUGUUGUCCACGUUCGAGGAGGAACACGUGUUCGCGUUGCCGUUGCAGCGGGAGGGUGCAGCGGUCGCGUUGCCGCUCGCCGCUCCUCUGAAACUGGUCAAGGCGAGGAACGAGGAAGCGCUCAGGUCGAUGCAGGAGUUCACGAGGCUGGUGGAGCGCGCCUCGCGCCUCGUCGCGGACGUCGCCGAUCGUGCUCACGUGCUGGACGGCCGUCUGGGCGAGAGCAAGCCGUCCAGGCAGACCAGAAGCGGAUCCGGAUUCCUCAGGCGGUCCUCGACCAACUCGGACAACGGGCCGCUGAACCAUCACAGGAACAACGCGGCCCAUCAUCAUCAUCACCAUCACUAUCACAGCAACGGCCACCAGGCGUCGUCCGGCCACGCGGGAUACAGGGACGAGAACCGCGUGCCGCCGUCCGCCUGCACCGAGGAGUACGACGAAAUCGAUCAGAUCUACGACUAUGUGCGCGGCUUCGCACCACUGCCCAAGAGCGUCAGGUCUCCGUACGAGAGCCCGCUGCCGGCGAACCAGAGCUCGAGUCCGCCAUUGACGCCGGUCACCGUCACGAUUGCGCCUCUGCUCGACGACAGACCGGAACCGCCGCCCAUCGAGACCAUACCGACCAAGAAGAUACAGGCGGAGAAGAGGACGAGGCGCGCUGUGAAAGAGGCGCCGCAGCCGAGGGUCGAGAAGCCGCCACUGGCCAAGCUCUACGUGAAGAACAGCGGCACCCAGCGCGGACGCCCGCUGAUGAGACAGAAGAGCGCGUCCCCGCUGAAGGAGACGCCGCCGGGAUACAAGGGCGGCUCGCCGCUCUUCAAUAUACGAUAUAAAAGCCUGACGAACCUGCAGCAGGCCAUGGAGUUGGACGGCACGCUGGACUCGAGCCAUUCUGGUGGAAGGACAUCGGGGGACUCCGGAGCUGGCGCUAAGCUGCCGGAAAAAAGAUCGCGGCGUCUGAGCAGACCGCGUUCACUGACGAAUUUAGUGUGGGAGCUACGCGGUGGAAGUGGCCUAGGUUGCACGAGACCGGAAACCCCGCCGCCAGCCACAGCAGCGCCACUACCGCCGACCAAGUGUGGACCGCGCUUGGCUGUCACCGUGGUGGCACCGCGACGCGUCGGCACGCUCUACCUCUAACUCAUUCGAACCGACGAAGGGCUGAAGAAGGCAAAGAGCGGUCCGGAUGGGGCGCCAUGGAUCUCCGACGUCUUCGACUAAUCAAAACUCGUUAGCCAGAGCUCAAGCAACGACGGAGGGCCGGGUCCGUCGACGAACCCACCACUCGUCCCUUUAAUUAAUUAGUCGCAGCCGCGACAUCUAUUCGAACGACAAAGCUCGCCGACCAUGGAUCGUAGCGAUUCCAUGAGAGACACCGCGAAACACGCGAACGAAAGCCGAAGGAGAAUGAGAGCGGAUACUUUACUAUAUACGUGCAUUCUGCGAUCGUUGGCCAGCGAACGAACUUUUUAAACGAACCCGGGAAACUUCUUCGCUGAGAUCAGACCUAAACGAGACACAUUUCCCUGGAAAUUCACGUUGCCUUUGAAAACGAUAGGGUUCCGGUUAGAAGAACUCGGAGACGCCUGCGGUCGCUUCAAAAAACAUCCAAUCGGAUAGAGGGAUGGUCUAUCGAGACUAACGAUCAAACAGACGCCGAAAAAUUCCGAAACAAUGAUCGUCGUGAUAGUUACGCAAAAUCGGACGCUUUCGAACUUCCUUCUUCAAGAUGGCGGCGACAGCUGUGUUCUCUUCGCCAUCUUGGAAGAGCAUCGCAGAACAUCUUCAAUGCUCGCGUGACUCGAGCGUACAAUGUGUUUCAGCAGAAAUGAGAUAUUCCGCGGCGUUCGUCGGAGAAAUAAUUGAUUUAACGUAUAUUCGUAUGGUUCCGCGAGCAGCCGGCACUAAUAAAUCCCCCGACGUCGCGACUACGGCGUCUCCGAUGAUCGAUAUUAAUCCAAGUUGCGCUAAAGUACGGUGAACGAAACAGCGGAUCGCUCGGGAGCGGUGAAAAAGAUUACAGGAGCGAUAAUAGAGGGACUGUUAGGGUCCAUUGAUCAACGAGAUUGCGUGCGAGCGUGGAAGAAGACUUCAUAGAUCACGAGGCCGGCACAGCACGGAGGGAAAGCGACACGAAAAUUCGAGCGGAACGUGAAAUCGUCGAUCUCGCGACGCCUGCAUCACGCGUCCGGCUGUCUGGCGGAGUGACACGCGCCGUUUAGUUUAAUCUACUAGGGAGCGUAAGUUAAGGAUACGAAUGCCAUAAUAAUGACCAACUUUUUGUGGUUGUACUUAAGUCAUACUUUUACACUUUACUGUUUACGUUUAAGCCUAACUAAGUAACUGUAAGUUGCAUCAUAUUCCAUUACCCGGAGCGUCUU
Molecule: messenger RNA, 3388 nt
Organism: Nomia melanderi (Alkali bee)
Lineage: Eukaryota; Metazoa; Arthropoda; Insecta; Hymenoptera; Halictidae
Gene: sano
Product: CABIT domain-containing protein serrano
Source: RefSeq, a predicted model, not a curated record